UUAAUUUGUGUUUACAACGAACGAUAAUUCAAUAAAUGCGCGAGCAGAUUUAAACCCACGUUAUCGCACGUCUUAUAUCAAUAUAGUAAUAGCUUAUACUUUGAAUAUUUACCGCACAAACGAAUGUUCUUCAAUGCAGUGUUUCUCUCGAAUCUAAUGUUUAUCUGUUGGUUUAAGCCGUGUAAAAAUAUCCAUUUAUAUUGUUUAUAACAAAGAUACUUGCAAUGUCCAUUUUUAACGCGCACCAGUUUUUAGGUGCAUUGUGUAAACGUUAUGUAAUUUCACUGCCAUCAAUAAAUUUAUCUAGAACUCAAAAAAUUUUUAUUAUUUGUCUUACUGGAGGAUCAUUACUAUUAGGAGGACUAGCACAGUUUUUAAAGAGACGUAGACGACGUCCUCGUCCUUCAAGAAGAACCCUAAGGGAGCUAAAACAAAGAUUUACUGCUGCAAAGAACUCUAAUUUUGAUGUAUUAUCGCAAGCAUCAUGGGCAAGAAAAAGUGAAGCUAGCAGCAAAAGUCAUAUAAGUGAUCGAGUAUCACUUAUAUCUUCUGUUCCAGGAGGUCCAGAUGCUGAUGUAAGACUUACUCCACAACAGUAUGGGGUUCUUGGAUUGGAGGCUCUGGAAAAAGCUCUCUAUUGCUGGGAGGAUGCUCUUACGGCGUUCAGCUCUUCAUUCAGUAAUGGUACACUCGCAUUACCGUCGGCAGCGGAUGCGGCAUUUACGCAAGAUGUGCAAGAACUCCUUGACAUGGGUUAUCAAAUUCAGAACCAUGCAGAACUCCUUUUUAUCGACCAGCAUUCAGUAUUGUUCCGGAAUGAAGAUGAGGAAAGUAUAGAUAGCCACAAACCUUCGAACAUAGGUAGUAGGAUAUCCGGUAAGGAUAAAGCAGAUGCUGCGUCUUCUCCGGAAUCUUUUGAAUCUGCACGUGAUGGAGUAGCAGAUUUACGGGAAUUUGAAGAAUUCUCCGAAUUUUUCCCGCACUUUGAAAAGCAAAAAUUAUAUCACGCUGCACUCAAACAACACGAAGACAAACGCAUUUUGUGCAGACGUUUGCAUACAGAGUUAGUAAAGUGUGGCUCGGACAUUGAAUAUUUAGCAAAGGUACAUUGCUUGCGACAAGCGUAUACAAAAUUGUUCACUAUAUCUUCUGCCACAGAAUGGAUCGCGGACAUAGGCAGACAAGUCAUUAGUGAUUUGAUCAUGUAUGCAGACAGGGAUCCCAAAGAUUAUCUAAUGCAUUACGAACGAAUGUUAGAAUUUUUACAAGAGCCAAGCAACCAUAGUAUGAUGGAGGAGGAAUUAACCGGAAGAGGCGUCAAAUGUAUAAAUUUCUACGAUGUUCUGAUUGACUUUAUUUUAUUAGAUGCUUUCGAAGAAGUUGAAAAACCGCCUUCAUCAAUUAAAGCUAUUUUACAAAACAGAUGGAUAUCCGCUAGUUUUCGUGAAACUGCCAUUGGAACUGCAGUUUGGUCAGUUCUUAUGGGUAAAAGACAAAUGCUGAAAUAUGAUAAAGGAUUUCUAGCCCAUUUUUACUCGAUUUCUGAACAAAUUUCUCCAGUGCUUGUGUGGGGUUUCCUAGGCCCAGAAGGAAGUCUACGUUCUACCUGCCACUAUUUCAGAGAUCAAGUAAUAGAAUUCCUUGUAGAUAUAUUUAAUUUCUUUAAAGUAAGAUAUACUACUGUUGAUAACCUCGCUGAAGAUAUACUCAGGGAAAUGAAAGUAAGAGUCGAAAAUAUAAAUCAAAGACUUUCUCUAGAAGGUUGUUAAUCAUGCAUCAUAAACAUAAGCACUAUAUAGCAGUGUCAAAUAUAUAUAAAAUGUUCUAACAAUCUUUAUCCUUUUGUAUUUGUUGCAAGUUGUCUGUCCAUAUUUAUGCACAUCAGUGCAACUAUUGUAUGAGUUUUAUGAAAGCUGAUAUUAUGAGUAAAAGAUAAUUGAAUUUAUAAUGUAAUAAUAUUUCUUCAAUCUCUUUCGCAUUUACAUUAUUUUGUAUAUUUCAAUUCAAAACACACAUGAAUGUAGGAGUGAUUCUUUAUAUAAUUUUAUUUCUUGUAAUAUGUAUAUUGUAUAGAUUAUAUGUAGAUAUUAAUCUCAAUAUGCUUUUAGUACAAGAAUUUAGAACAAGAUGUUUAACCCUUUUAGUGCCGACCGAAAGAAUUGUACCUAAGCGAAAAGUAGCAAAUCAAUUUGAUGUAAUUUAUAGUUUGAGAAAAAAAUCAUAAAAAGGAAAGUAAGAAUGAUAUUUACAAAAUUCAAAACGGAACAUAUUACAAAAUAAAGGGGGAACAAAUUAAUGCCAAUUGUAUUUCACUAUUUUUUGAAAAUCAUACGAAUAAUUCUUAUUCAAAAUUAAUAGGAAAAGUGCAAAAAUCAGUUUUUUUUGUAAACAGUAUUUGCAAAUAAGAAGAAUAAUCGAUUGGUCAUAGUUUGAUGUGGAAUACGUAGUAUAAAGCAUCAAUACUGCAUUCUCAAUUAUUUGUAG
This is a messenger RNA of Bombus impatiens (common eastern bumble bee), 2484 nucleotides long. It is a transcript of the gene Miga, whose product is annotated as mitoguardin. NCBI's taxonomy places the organism in Eukaryota, Metazoa, Arthropoda, Insecta, Hymenoptera, Apidae. The record is from RefSeq and is a predicted model, not a curated record. The transcript is spliced from 9 exons. The coding region runs from base 225 to 1769 and encodes 514 amino acids. Gene Ontology annotation, biological process: mitochondrial fusion.